AAGAAAUAAAUAACGAAAUCAAGAAAUCAUACAGAGCUCCUCUCCUCUCCUAUGUCUUUCACACUCGCUAUAUCCAGAAAUAAUUAAGGGAGAAAAGAAAAGAGAUAAUCUUCGCAAAACCGGCCAGAAUCGCCGUUUUCGUUUCGCCUUCUGUCUGAGUUUUGCUGGAUUCUUGUGAUUUAAUCGGGGAAUUUUCUCGUCGUGUUUGCCCGAACCUUGGAUCAAAAUUUCCGGAAAUCGAUCGUCGAUCCCCGCUUCUUUCGAUUUUUUUUUCCUGGGUAUCGGCUCAAUAUCAUCGUAGGAAAUGGAUUCCGAUUCGUGGAGGAAUCAUCUCGCUUCGGCGUCGAGGAGGUACCAAUUGGCGUUUCUGUCGCGAUCUGACACAUUCUUGGGGUUUGAAGAGAUAGAUGGAGAAGAUGAUUUCAGGGAGGAGUUCGCUUGCCCGUUCUGUUCAGACUAUUUCGAUAUUGUUUCUCUGUGCUGCCACAUAGAUGAAGAACAUCCUACGGAGGCAAGAAAUGGGGUAUGUCCAGUUUGCAUGGUUAGAGUGGGCAUUGACAUGAUUGCACAUAUAACCCUUCAGCAUGCCAAUAUAUUUAAGAUGCAGCGAAAAAGAAAAUCAAGAAGAGGAGGGUCUCAGUCCACGCUCUCGGAAAUCUUGAAGAGUGAGUUUCCCGAAAGGAACUUAGAGAGCUUAUUCGGGGACUCGUCCUGUGUAGUCUCUUCUUCUACCGCCAACGCGGCUGCAGACCCUCUUCUUUCUUCGUUCAUCUCACCAAUGCCUGAUGGGUUUUUUACAUCCGAGUGUCGUUUAUUAGCUCCGGAAACUGAUCUUUCCAGGAAAACAUCAAACGAGACGUCGCUUGAAAGAAACGUGGGAAAGCAAUCUCUUUCAGCGGAGGAUCACAAAGAGAAGUUGAAAAGGAGCGAGUUCGUUCAAGGGCUGUUGAGCUCCGUGAUUCUUGACGAUGGCUUGUGAAGGCAGGGAAUAUAUUCCGACAUAACUUCAGUUAAAAAAAAAUGUACGGCCUUUGUUUGUUUUGUGAUCUACAAAGGUAGGGGAAAUUAUGAGUGUAAGUUCAAAACACUGUAGUCCAUCUCAUCGUAUUCCUCUUAAUUUCGUUUAUAUUUAUUUA
Tarenaya hassleriana is the source of this 1136-nucleotide messenger RNA. RefSeq names its product protein DEHYDRATION-INDUCED 19 homolog 6-like. NCBI's taxonomy places the organism in Eukaryota, Viridiplantae, Streptophyta, Magnoliopsida, Brassicales, Cleomaceae. The record is from RefSeq and is a predicted model, not a curated record. The transcript has 5 exons. Bases 305 to 979 code for a protein of 224 amino acids.